Molecule: messenger RNA, 1536 nt
Organism: Pipistrellus nathusii (Nathusius's pipistrelle)
Lineage: Eukaryota; Metazoa; Chordata; Mammalia; Chiroptera; Vespertilionidae
Source: the annotation of a GenBank genome assembly
AUGGCUGGCGGCCCUCGCUCCCGGGCCCGCGCCCCGUCGGCCGCGCUGUGGCUCCUGUGCGCGCUCGGCCUGGCGGGCACCCUCGCCGGGCCGCCGCCCACGCCCCCCGCGCCGCCCGCCGCCGCCGCCUGCCUGGACCGCUUCACCCCCGGGGUGCCCGCUUUCGUGCUCGACACCGACGCCUCGGUUAGCAACGGGGCCACCUUCCUGGGCUCGCCCGCCGUGCGCCGCGGCCGGGACUGCGUGCGCGCCUGCUGCGCCGCCCACGGCUGCAACCUGGCGCUGGUGGAGCUGCAGCCCGCCGGCGGGGAGGACGCCGCCGCCUCCUGCUUCCUCUUCAACUGCCUCUACGAGCAGAACUUUGUGUGCAAGUUCGCGCCCAAGGAGGGCUUCGUCAACUACCUCACGAGGGAGGUAUACCGCUCCUACCGGGAGCUGCGGACUCAGGGCUUUGGAGGAUCCAGGAUCCCCAGGAUCUGGGCAGGCAUAGACUUGAAGGUACAGCCCCAGGAACCCCUGCUGCUGAAUGGCGUGGAGAACACAGACUGGCACCUGCUGCAGGGUGACCCGGACGUCAGGGUAGAGAGGAAAGAUCCGGACCAGGUGGAGCUGUGGGGACUCAAGGAAGGCACCUACCUGUUCCAGCUGACAUUGGACAGCUCUGACCAGCCAGAGAGCACGGCCAACAUCACCGUCACCGUUCUCUCCGCCAAGCAGACGGAAGAAUAUUGCCUCGUAACCAAAAAGGUGGGCCGCUGCCGUGGGUCCUUCCCCCGCUGGUACUAUGACCCCAAAGAACAGAUCUGCAAGAGUUUCGUGUAUGGAGGUUGCUUGGGCAACAAGAACAAUUACCUUCGGGAGGAAGAGUGCAAGCUAGCCUGCCGCGACGUACAAGGUUCCUCCACGGAAAGGCGCCAUUCAGUGUGCUCUGACACCUGUCCCUCCUCCGAGUUCCGCUGCAGCAAUGGCUGCUGCAUCGACAGCUAUUUGGAGUGUGAUGGCACGGCCGAUUGCUCGGACGCCUCCGACGAGGCCACCUGUGAAGAAUACACCAGUGGCUUCGAGGAGCUUCAGAGCUUCCGUUUCCCCAGUGACAAAGGGCACUGCGUGGACUUGCCCGACACAGGCCUCUGCAAGGAGAACAUCCCACGCUGGUACUACAACCCCUUCAGCGAGCGCUGCGCCCGCUUUACCUAUGGCGGUUGUUAUGGCAACAAGAACAACUUUGAGGAGGAGCAGCAGUGUCUGGAGUCCUGUCGUGGCAUCUCCAAGAAGGAUGUGUUUGGUCUGCGGCGGGAAGUCCCCAUUCCCAACGAAGGCUCCGCGGAAGUGGCCGUUGCGGUGUUCCUGGCCGCCUGCAUCGUGGUGGUGGUGGCCAUCCUGGGGUACUGCUUCUUCAAGAACCAGAGGAAGGGCUUCCAUAGCUACCGCCACGGCCAUCGCAACGCCCAGCCCCCCACCCCCGCCAGCUCCACCAUCUCCACCACAGAGGACACCGAGCACCUGGUCUACAACCACACGACCCGGCCCCUCUGA